Messenger RNA from Serinus canaria (Common canary), 6707 nucleotides. It is a transcript of the gene FRMD8, whose product is annotated as FERM domain containing 8. Gene Ontology annotation, cellular component: plasma membrane; cytoskeleton. Gene Ontology annotation, biological process: negative regulation of canonical Wnt signaling pathway. The record is from RefSeq and is a predicted model, not a curated record. The coding region runs from base 105 to 1475 and encodes 456 amino acids. Lineage: Eukaryota; Metazoa; Chordata; Aves; Passeriformes; Fringillidae. The transcript has 10 exons.
CGCCCACCCGUUUCGCUUCCGCCCCGCGCGCGGGACCGGCGCGAGGAGCGCGCGGAGCCGUGACCCCGCGGUGACCCCACGGUGACCCCUCCGUGACCCCGCUCAUGGACGGGGAGGGGGAGGCGGAGGGGGAGGGCGCGUCCGCCCCGCCGGGCGCCGCCGCCCUGCUGUACCUGCCGGACGGGUCGGCGCUGCCGCUGCCGCUGGAGCCGCCCCCGGGCCCCACGGCCGCGGAGCUGCUGCGCCGCCUGCAGGGGGCGCUGCGCCUCCCGCCCGCCGCCGGCGACGCCCUCGCGCUGUGGUUGGGGUCGGAGCUGCUCGAGGUGCAGCUGAAGCCGCGGCACCGACCCCUGCGCCUGGUCCGGCACUGGCCGGAGCUGCUGCUGCGCUUCAGCCUCGGCUCACCCGCGGCCAUCGCCCAAGAUGAGCCGUGUCUGCAGCUGCGCAGGAACGUGUUCUUCCCUAAGAGCCGAGAGCUGGAGCUGCAGGAGGAGGAGCUGCUCCGCUUGCUCUAUGAGGAGGCGCGGGAGCAGCUGAAGGGGGGGCGCUACCCCGUGGACCCCCCCGAGGCGGCCGAGCUGGGGGGGCUCAGCUGCCGCCUGCGCCUGGGGCCCUUCGAGCCCGGCCGGCACACGGAGCUCAGCCUGCGGCCGCUGCUGGGGGAGCUGCUGCCGCCGGGUCCUCCGGCCCGCUGGGGGGCGCUGUUCCGGCGCUCGCGCGAGCCGGGCCCCGCCCAGCGGCUGCUCGAGGCGUUUGCGCGUGCGCCGGGCCCCGAGGCGCCCCCUGCCGGAUUGUACCGGGACUUCCUGCGCCGCUGCCACGCCCUGCCCGGCUACGGGUGUGCCUUUUUCCCAGGAGCCAUUGAGCGGCCGUCGGGGGGGCUGCUGGCCCGGGGGGGGCUGCGCCCCGUCAGCGUGGCUGUGGGGCUCGAGGGGGUCACCAUCAUUGACCCCCGCCAGAAGCACGUGCUGCUGUCCCUGACGUACCCCGAGCUGUGCUGGGAGCUGGUGGGGGCCGUGGGACAGGACGGGGACCCCGGGGGGCAGGAGGGGGACCCCACGGAGCCCCCCCAGCUGUGGUUGGAGUUCGAUGGGGACCACGAGGGAGCCCCCGUGAACCGACUGCUGCGCGUGUUCUCCCCGCAGGCGGAGCUGAUGAGCGCCCUCAUCGAGUGCUGCAUCGAGCUGGGCGGGGCGGCCCCGCCCCCCGAGGAGCAGGCCCCACCCUCCGCUGCCGCGGCCACGCCCCCCGAGGCGGCCGGCGCGCGUGGCGCCGCCUUGCGGCGGCAGGAGAGCGUGACCCGGCCCCGCCUGCAGCGCCUCGCGACCAUCGACUACGUGCGGGAGGGGGAGGAGCUGCGGCGGGUGAAGCCCCCCCGGCGCUCGGCGUCCUUCUUCAGCCGGGGGGGGACCGGGGGCGGCUCCUACAGCCCCGUGGCGGGGGGCACGGGGGGAGCCAGCUCCGAGCAGGGCUGAGCCCCCCCGAGCCCCCCAAACCCCUCCCAGUUCAGACUGGGAGCCCCCCCCCCUCUCUUUGUACCCCCACCCCCCAAUAAACUGCACUGCCCCCCUGCUCCCUCUCCCCAGGUAGGGUUUGGUGGAAUUUGGGGCAAAUUUGGGUCGAUUUGGGGCUAAUCCAGACCAGUUUGGUACCAGUUUGGGAUGAUUCUGGGUGGUUUGGGGAAGAUCAAAGGUGAUUCAGGGUGGUUUGGGACUUCUUUGGGGUGUUUGGGGUUAAUUCGUGGCAGUUUUGAGCUAGUUUGGGAUAUUUGGGGCUGAUUUGGGAUCAUGCGGGGCAUUUUCCAGCCAGUUCCUGGGGGGUCUGGGGCCACUUUCAGUGGAGUUGGGACAUUUUGGGGCCAGUUCUGGGGGUUUUGGGGCCUGUUCCAGGCGGCUUGGGGUCCAUUCAGGGGGGUUUGGGAUAAGCUGCAGCAGUUUGGGGCCAAUUCUGGGGGGUUUGGGGCCAACGUAGCCAAAUGGCGGCUCCACGUGACAGCAGCGGCCAUUUCGGGCUGGGCACUCAGGGACACGCGUGUGUCACACGUGCCACACCUGUCACACCUGUCACCUGUGUCAGGGGCUUCUCCCUCUCAUUAGCACUAAUGAGACCUUUGGGACAAAUUCCACCAUUUUUUGGGCAAGUCCUGCUGAUUUUGGGGCAUCGCUUGUUGUCCAUUUGGGACCCUCGCAGACCCACCCCAAAUCCCCCUAUUUCACUAUUUAACCCUAUUUUCCUCUCUUUUCCCACCCAGCAGGGCUGCGUUUAUCCAAACUAUCACAUUUUCUACCCAUAAACACCACACGCCUCCACUCUGCGGCAAAACUGCCUCAGUCCUGAAUAACUUCAUUUUCUUAAGGUGUUUUUUAGAAAUUGAAGGAUUUUUUAAGGGAGAACCGGUGAGAGUUUUGUGCUGUGUGAGGGGUCGGUGUUACCGGGGCCUAAAGAACACAGAGAAACUGCUCUGGAAUUCAACAUUCACAAACUAAAAAACAAAGAAAAUAUAAAUAUUUGACAGGAUAAAGAAAUGUUUUGGCAUAAAUGUUAUCUGAGGGAAAUAGUGAAGGACGCUGGUCCCUCCCCCCACCUCACGGGGCUGCUCCUGUGGGGAGGCGCCAUUUUGGGGGGGGGGAAGCAGAUUAUGGCUGAAUAAAAACGAGAUUUUCUGAGGAAAAUAAGACAUUUCUGAGGUAAAACUUGACAUUUCUGAGGUAAAACUUGACAUUUCUGAGCCAAAUCGGGAACUUUCUGAGGGAAAUGAAGCAUUUUGGAUACAAAUUGGACAUUUCUGAGGGAAGUAAGCCAUUUUCGAUGCCAAUAGGACACUUCUGAGGGAAAUCAAACGUUUUUGAGACAAACCAGAUGUCUCAGAGGGAAAUGAGACAUUGAUGAGGUAAAAUCAAACGUUCCUGAGGCAAACCGGACAUUUUCUCAGAGAAAUCGGUCAUUCUCUGAAGGAAGUCGGCCAUUUCUAAGGCAAAUGAGAUUCUCCUGAAAGAACUCGGGCUUUUCUGAGGUAAAACCAAGGAGAAAAAGGUGAUUUUUUUUUUUUUUUUUAACCGUUCAGCCUCUCCGGACACGCCGGAGGUGACUCGGCGCUUCCCCCGCCCAAUGCGGAGCGCAGGGAGCGACAGCGCCGCGCUCCCGGCGCCGCCCCCGCGGCGACUGCGGCAAAGCCAAGGGAGGUGCCUGGUGAGGGGGCGGGGGUCUCCGCGUGGACCCGCCUACUGACGCAUCACUUUCGUAUCCCUCCGCGCGCGGAUCCCUCCGCCGACCACAUGACCGGAGGUCAAUUCACUCCAGUUCCCUCCGCCGGAUCCUUCCGCGGCAGCUCCCGCCCCCAAAUUUCUUUUUUUUUUUUUUUUUUUCGUCUGUAAAUGAGCGUGGGGGAAGGGCAGAAUGAAAGUCGGGGCUGUGGGGGAGGGGAGCGAGUGGGGGGAGGGGGACUGUGCCCAUUUAGCGGCGGUUUGAGGGGGCCCCGCGGAGGAAGGGACGCGAUGAAGUUCCCCCCAUGCACGAUCCCCUUUUCGUGAGGUGAUUUUUUUGGUGAAAAAUCGCUAAAAAGGGUCGGGUUUUAAAAAGCUGGUAAGCCUCAAGGAAAUGGUGGGUUUAGAGUGAAGAAUUGAAGUGGUUUUGCCUCAAAAACCCACUAAGAAAGGGGGCUAGGAAGACUGGAGGGGCAGCCUCCCACUUUGGGUUUAAAAGCGGCCAUUGGGAUUUAAAAAGCCGCUGAAAAGCUGCAGGGUUUGGCUUAGUGGCGAUUUUUGAGGGCAAAACCUGGGUCCUGUGCCCCAAAAAUGGCUUAAAGUCACCGUAAAGUGCUGUUGAGGCUCUUUAGAAGCUUUAGUGCUAUCUUAUCUGUUAAAAAAAUCUUAACCUGAUUUUUUUAUUCUAUUUUUUUUCCUAAGAAACACUCAAGAGUGUUUCUGGUGAAGAGUGUGGUGAAGAGCAUCUUUCUAGAAGAAAAUGUUUUAAAAUGGCCUCUGCAGGCUGAACUCCUGAGGAAAAAGCAGCUUUUGGGGUAUUUUCAUGCAGAAAACAUGAACUUUGGCCAUGUCCGAGUUACUAAAAUGAUUUUAAAUUUUAAAUCAGGGCUUAAACCAGCUGCAAAUGGGCUAAUUAUUCCUGUAAAAAUGAUCACUGAGAUAAACCUUCCCUAAAAUCAGAGUACUUUGGGGGGAAGCCUUUUCCAGCACUUGAAAUGGGGGAAAAAAUUACAUUUGAGAGCCUUAAUGGUGGAAUAGCCCAGAAAAUAAUUAAUAACAAUAAGGAAAUAUUUUCUCCCGCAGGAAACGCCCCAAAAAUGUCGGAACAGCUCCUCCCACACCCCCAAAAUGCCUCAUCGGUUUCAUCAGCAGUUUUAAUUAGCCCCAGAGCAGCUUUAAUGAAUGAUAAUUAAAAGGUUGGGAGGGGGGGGGCGGUGUGCCCUCUCUGCCAGCACUUUUGGGGUGUCAUUUCCUGCCCGGAAACGCCUCAAAAUGCCAAAAAAAGUGCCUUAAAAUGGCUUUAAAAAGCCUUUAAAUGCCUCAGAAUAGUGGGGUUUUAUCCCCUUUAUUGAAAACAGAGACUUCCAUGACUCGGCAUGGCCUGAAAUGGGGUGAAACAGAUUUUGAUGCAUUUCUGUCGUGAAAAAUGAAAUUAAAAUGGUGGUUAGGGCUGUGCUGGAUCAGGGUGGAAAAAAGGGUUUAAAAAGGGUGGUUUGGGGUCUUUGGGGAACAAAAGUCGUGAAAAUUUGGGCUUUGGGGUCUGUGUUCCCUCAAGAACUUUUUUUUCCCCUUAAGAUUUGUGACCCUUUUGAGGAGAAACGGCGCCUUUUUGGCAGCGGCCCAGCCCCGUGACGCAGCAAAAGCAAAAACCCCGAGUAAAAUGAAUGGAUAAAAAAACAAAACCCAAAAAAAAAAAACCUCUAAAACUACCCAGGAAGGUCGAAGCGAGGGAUUUUAGGGCAGAACUGGCCAAACCGAACCAAAAAAUCUCUGUUAAUUUUAACCAUUUUCGUGCUGGACCUCGUGGCGCCGCCGAAGGCCCACGGCUGCGGGGGGAGGGGAACAGCGCCGUUUGUGAGGGGAAAAAAUCAAAGAAAAGGGUAAAAAAAGUGAAAUAAUGAAAAAAGAAGCUUUUUCACACAGGGGGCGGUGGAUUUGGGGGGGGAAUUUUGGGGGUUGCUGCCCUUUUUUGGCGAUUUUAGGGACUAUUUUGUCGCCCCCGCGGGGGCGGCGCUGGGUCCUUUAUAAGGGAGGGCCCCGCGCCCGCUGCGCCCGGCCGAGAACCAGCCCCGAAACGGCCCAAAUUCGGCCCAAAACCGCUUCGAGCUGCUCGAUUUUAUACAAAAAAGCUCCUAAAAUGGCUUUAUUUCCUACCGAGAGCUCCAAUAAUGGCUUUAUUGCCUACGAGAAGCUCUUAAAGCUGCGGUAUUUUAUAGAAAGAGCUCCUAAGACUGCUUUAUUUCAUAAAAGCGGCUCUUAAAUAUUUAUUUAAAGAAAAGAGACAAAAGCUGUUUCCUUUAAGGAAAACUGAGCUCCUAAAGCUGCUUUGUUUCUAUAAAAGUCCUUAAAUCGGCGAUUCCAGUAAUGGGAAAAGCCGGGGCAAGCCGGGGCACCUUUAACUGAAAAAAAUGAAUGAAAAACCUUAAAAAAGCUCUUAAAGCUGGUUUUUAUUCAAACCGAAGCUUCUAGGGCUGGUUUUUAAGAAAUCGCUGCUUUCAAAGCCGAUUUCUGGGAGAAAAGGCCGCUCUCGCAGCUCUUUAAUUCUUAAAAUAUCCUAAUGUGAUAUUUUGAAACAGCUGGAGCAAACUGGGGCGAUUUUAAUGGAAAGAGCUUUUUAAGCUGCUUUAAUUUAAAGAAAAAGCGCUCAAUACGCUGUUUUCUGCUAAAAAAGCUCCUGAAUUUAAUUUUCAUUUUCAAAAGCUCCUAAAGCUUUUAAAAAAUGUAAUUUUGUCCCCCAAGUGGGGCCGGGCCGGGCAGCGCAGGCGGGGGCGGCCGGUUUGGGGUGAAAUGCGGCAUUUUCAGGCUCAGGAUGGAUUGAGAGGAGCCAAUUUUGAGGGAAGAGCAGGAAAACUGAAGAGUGAAGAUGGAGUCGGCAGGGAAAGGAAAGUUUUUCUUCGCAGUGGCCCCAUCUGGGGGGAAAAAAGGACUUUUUGGUAAAAUGGCGGCAGUUGGGCAGGGGAGGAGCAGAGAGAAGAGAGGAAAAAAAGAGAAAGACAGAAAAUAGAAAAAAAAAGAGAGAGAAAAUAGAAGAAAAUCAGAAAAAAAAAAAAAGAAAAUAGAAAAACUUAGAAAAAAGAACAGAAACAAAAUUGCAAAAAUAGAAAUUGGAAAAAAGAAAAUUGAAAAAACAUAGUAAGAAUGGAAAAAAAAAAGAAAAUAGAAAAAAAGAGAAGAAAAUUUGAGAAUAGAAGAAACUAGAAAAAAAAAAGAAAAUUUGUGAAAAUAGAAGAAAUUAGAAAAAAGAAAAUUGAACAAAUAGAAAAUAGAAGAAUAUAGAAAAAAUAAUAGAAAAAUGAAAAUAGACUGUAAAUAAAUAGAAAAAUACAAUUAAAAAUGAAACUAGAAAAAAAGAAAAUAGAAAAAUAUAGAAAAAAAAGAAAAACCCAAGUGCUGAACAUUUGAGAAGAUGGAAGUGAAAGAAAACAGGGAAAAAAUCAGAAGAGAGAAAAUAGAAGAGAGGAAAAAUGAGAGAAAAUCAAAGAGGAUUUAGAGGAGAAAAUAGAA